CGCGUCCGUUUCCCGGCCCGGUUUCACUUUGCUCUGCCUCAGUGGGCAUUGUCAUCGGUCUAUUGCUCGUGCUGCCGCGAGGCGAUAGUCGCAAGCUGCGAGGAAGGCUGCAGGCGCAUCUCUGACACCACAUUUCAAUAACGAGAAAGCUUGGUUAUCGCUGCGCGCUCUGGCAGCGAACAGACUGACAAAGCACAUUCCCCUGCAAGGAGCAACUAGUUCGCCUACGCGACGACAAGCGCUCGAAUGGGCAACAUGGUCGAGUCCUCCGACAAGGUGGCCGACGAAACCACAACAAAAAAGCAGCCGACGGCGCUCCAGCGCGCCGCGGCGGCCGUCGACCACGGCAUCGCCGCGGGCACCGCGAAAGUAGCCACCUGGGUCUCGACGAAGCCCUGGACGACGAUAGCGUUAGCGUUGUUUAUCAGUGCUCUAUGCACGCUCGGCUUCAUGAACAUCAAGUCUGAGGACCAGCCCGACAAAUUGUUUGUGCCGGACAACAGCCGCGCGUUCAGGGAUCGGCGCUGGGUCGAAUCGCGCUUCCCGAACGACGCUAGUGUGAGCACGAUGAUCCUCGACCACAAGAACGGCCGUAAUUUGCUCGACAAAGAAGCUCUCUUGGAGGUGUUCGACGUCUACGACCGCGUCCUGGCGACGUCGUCGGACGGCGGGAACCGCGGCUACGAUGAAAGGAGUUGCGCGGUCAACACGCGGAACCCGGCGCAGCCUUGUGCGAUGCGGCGUCCGUGAGUGUUAUCGCGUCGACGGCGUCGCGCCGAUGGCGUCGAGGCGCCCCACGCCAUCGACGCGAGGGUGACGAGAGACACAGACACAGAGAGAAGCGCCGCCUCGAUGGCGUGGAGGUGGACGUAUAAAGCCUCCGUAGCGUCGAUGGCGUCGAGAGGGCCGAUGGAGUCGGAGAGACACACGCAGAGACAAGACACAAAAAAACCACACAGGCCAGAAGUCCGGCAUCUUGGCGUUUUGGGGCUGGGACCGCGCGACGCUCGAAGCGGAUACUGACAUAAUAGCUACGAUCAACCGAGACGACGUGCCCGACUGCUGCAGCGGAGCAGGACCGUUCGUCGUGCUCGGCCAGAACGCCGGGAAGAUUUCGAGGGAUGACGCUGGAUUAGUUACUAGUAUAGGCACGCUCCAGUUGAAUUUCUACCUGAAUGCAAAAACGAAAAAGGGCGGCAGAGACAAGAAGAAUCGAGAAUUGGAGAAGGAGUUCGACAAGAUCCGAGACAAGGGCUCCUACGACUACCUCGACAAGCCGCUCAAGCCCCUUACUUCUUUUGCUCAGUCCGAGAACGUGGGAGGUGGCUUUGAUUACGACCAGGCCCUGAUCAAUGGCGCGUCGAUCCUCAUCUUCUUAUAUGCCUUCUGGGCCAUGCACCAGCGCAAGGAUCCGUAUGCGUCGCGAGGGUGGCUCGGUGUUGCGGCCGCGUGUGUCGUACUCGUGGCGGUAGCUGCGGGUUUCGGUCUAGCUAUAGCGGGCGGCACGGUUUUUUCUGCGACCGCAUCGAUAGCUAUCUUCCUGAUUUUGGGGAUUGGCUUGGAUGAUGCGUUUGUCAUUGUCGGCGCGGAAUUAGUUCACAGAGGCGACUUCUCAGAAGACGCCAAAAGAGUAAAAGACGGCGCGGACGUGUAUGAAAUAGCCUCUCGUAGAGUGGUACGGGCCAUGGCCGCGGCGGGUCCUAGUAUCUUCGUUACUUCUAUCACGGACGCUGUCGCGUUCUAUGCCGGCGCGAUCACUACGAUACCAGCUAUUCGCGCGUUCUGCAUUUUUUGUGGAACUUGCGUGUUGACGGACUACUUGUUGCAGACCACCUUGUUUGUAGCUAUACUUACCUUAGAUAUGCGGAUGAAGCUCAGACGCGGUGCUCGCGAACUCAACGAAGAAGCGCAAAUGAGGUGUUGCAAGCCCUGCGUGAAGAACGCCUUAAGUGAUCCGAAGAUCAACGGUUCUAGACCUACCUCCUUCUUUGGGGGUCGAUACGCGUCUAUCCUACUCAGCAAGGCGGGCAUGGCCUUCGUAUUGCUAUCCACCGCAGCCUUAGUUUGUGUAGCAGCGGUAGGCGCUUUUCGCGUAACGGCGGACUUCCAGUACCAGGACUUCUUCGUCGAGACGGACGCCUUCGGUGCUGACCCAGUGUCUCACGAGAAUUUCAACUUAUGACGGUUUUCAUGAUGGCGUCUUCAUGAAUCCGCGUCGCCUCGACGCCGUCGAUGCGGCCACGCGAGAGUCUACGCGUCUCGUGGGGCCACGGCGGUGUCGUGACGGCUUCGCUCGACUCAGGCAACGACCUGCCCUACGCCUGGUUCAAGAGCGACUUCGAGUUCCAAGAAAAGUACUUUCGCGACGGCAACCAGUACCCCAUCGGCGUGUAUACGUCUACUGCCGAUUAUUUUGUGGAAGGUAGUACGACACAAAAGUUCUACGCUGAAUACGCGCAGCAGCCUUAUGUGGUGACAGAAAGUGUCAUGGGGAACUGGUACGACGCUCAUCAGUUAUACGCUGCGAGUAAUCCUCCCCAAACCUCGGAAGAGUACAAAAAUAGCGUGGCGACAUGGCUGCAGACGGACGAAGGCAAGGGCUACCAGGAGGACGUCCUACUCGAUGCUCAGAACAAUAUCAUCGCGACGAAGACCGAUGUGCGGUGGCAGUUCAACAAGAAGGAGUUAGAUACGCCCAUGAUUUUGAACCGCAUGCUUCGCAGUCGCACUUUCGGCCGGAAGCACGCGUCUGCUGUCAAACCUCGGUUCUACCAGUUCGCGUUCGUGUUUGCCGAAGGCAUUAGAGUAGUACUGAGGGAGUCCGUGAUAUCAUUAUGUAUCGCUUGCGUGGCGGUGUUGGUGGUCUUGUUAUUAUUAUUGGGUGACUUGUGGGCGGCAUGCUUAGUUGCCUCGAGUGUCAUCAUGGUAUGUUUAAUAACGUACGGUUCUAUAUAUUGGUACGACGACCAUUUAAAUAAUGUGUCGGCGUUCUUCGUGAUCAUCGCUGUGGGUCUAGCUACGGAUGCCUCGGCGCAUUAUUGUGUGGCGUUCCUCGAAUCGUCUCAGUCAUCAAGGAAGGACCGGGCGGUCGAGGCCCUCGAUUUAUUGGGGCCGCCCGUGUUCCUGGGGGGUACCUCCACCAUCCUAGGGAUCUGCUUGACGGGCUUCUGCGUCACUUAUGUCUUCCAGACGUUCUUCCGAUAUUUGAUGACCAUACUCAUACUAGCGGUCUGGUUUGGAUUGGUGGUCAUGCCCGUGGUCUGCGCGUUGAUUGGUCCCAAAUCUAGGCGCUCGGAGGCUAUUGUCGCGAAGGAGGACCUGGAGGCCGUGACGGACGCCCCUAUUUCUGUUUCGGGCGGCGCGCCGACGGCGGAGAACUCUAUAUAGACUCGGAGAGUAAGUUGU
Molecule: messenger RNA, 3405 nt
Organism: Pelagomonas calceolata
Lineage: Eukaryota; Pelagophyceae; Pelagomonadales; Pelagomonadaceae
Source: the annotation of a GenBank genome assembly